Hippocampus zosterae (dwarf seahorse) is the source of this 1404-nucleotide messenger RNA. RefSeq names its product SFT2 domain containing 3 (gene sft2d3). Lineage: Eukaryota; Metazoa; Chordata; Actinopteri; Syngnathiformes; Syngnathidae. The record is from RefSeq and is a predicted model, not a curated record. The transcript has a single exon. The coding region runs from base 356 to 1033 and encodes 225 amino acids. Gene Ontology annotation, biological process: vesicle-mediated transport. Gene Ontology annotation, cellular component: membrane.
ACCUUGAAACGCAAAAGAGUAGAAUAAGGUUGGCCAGGAAAGUGUAUUCCGAUCCGAGACACUCUUUAGUCUUUAGGCACUUCAUUGGAAAUGGAAGUGAAUUUGAGCGAUUCGAACACGACGUUACAUCAUUUAUCCGAGAAAUUGGGCCUUAUUUUUGGAUGGUGACGAUAUCAAAUAUGAUAUUGGAGAAGUUUGGGGGUUUUAUCGUGUCGCGUUCUUUCAUCCUGCAGGGGUCGCUACAUCACCGACAGAGCCCGCGAAGAAGAAACGAGCGAAGAGACGGAAGCGGAAAACAUCUUGCAUUGCAAUUAGCAUAGUAGCAGCAGCGUUCGGACUCCUGAGUGUUGUCGUUAUGGCAGAGUUGAACCGGCAGCUUCAGGAGUAUUUGUCGCAGUCCAGAGGCAAGACCGCCCCCGCAUCGUCGCAUCCUGGAUCCAGCACCGCGGUGGAGCUCGGUGACCCCGAUCCCGUUCCUGGGAGUUGGUUCGGACGCUGGUCCAGCCCGUGGUCCGGGGGAGGCGGUUCCUCGACCUCGGCGGCUCCGAGCUCCGGCGGGAGUUGGCCGUGGUCGUCCGACCCGGACCCGUGCCUGCCGGGUGUGAGUCGUCGCCAGCGGCUAGCAAUCUCCGGGAUGUUUGCCGCCCUGUCAGCACUGUGCUUCGGCCUGUCUGCUUUAUAUGCACCACUGCUGCUGCUCUACGCCCGCAAGUUCGCUCUACUCUGGUCGCUUGGCUCGGCCUUCGCCAUUGCGGCCGUGGCUGUUCUGCGGGGACCCGGGAGACUCGCCGCCAGCCUGCCCGGCUCGCCCGGGGCCGCCGUGUACCUGUGCGCCCUCGUAGGGACGCUGUACGCCGCGAUGAGCCUUCACAGCACCGUGCUGACGGCUCUCGGGGCUACCGCGCAGGUCGUCAUCCUGGUUGGCUACGUGGUGUCGCUGCUCCCCGGAGGCACCGCGGGGAUCCGAUUCGUGGGCAGCGUGGCCGCGUCCACCAUCAAAAGGACCGUGACUGGGAAAAGCAUGGUGAUCUGAGCGGAACCCAUCGGAGCGGUAACCGACGACGUGCCAAGUGCCUUUUGCAGGGACAAAGCCAAUUUGGACAAAAGGGACCCUUCAGACUUCGCUUCAUACUGGCGACCUGGACAGUGACUUGGCCAUCAAGGGACAAGAUGGAAUCACUGAAAUAAAGACAAUUUACCACGUUCAAAUGAAGCUCAGAGUCAUUAAAUGACCAUUUCAGACUUUUGCUGUAAAUCACCAUAUAGUUUUUUACAUGUUCAGCAUUGUUUAACUUCAGUACAGUAUAUUUUUUAGGACCAAAAACCUCAGACUGUUUAUUUUUGGAUUAGACUGUUUUCAGCUGGACAAUUGAUUCCCAUUAUAAUUCCCAUGGAAAAAGAAAA